Adelges cooleyi (spruce gall adelgid) is the source of this 698-nucleotide messenger RNA. RefSeq names its product 40S ribosomal protein S10 (gene RpS10b). NCBI's taxonomy places the organism in Eukaryota, Metazoa, Arthropoda, Insecta, Hemiptera, Adelgidae. The transcript is spliced from 5 exons. Gene Ontology annotation, molecular function: RNA binding; structural constituent of ribosome. Gene Ontology annotation, cellular component: cytosolic small ribosomal subunit. The record is from RefSeq and is a predicted model, not a curated record. Bases 143 to 637 code for a protein of 164 amino acids.
UACAUAAAUCAUUUUGUGGUUAUGUGUUGAUAACGUUAGCUGUAGCGCCAGCCUGCAUUUCAACCUUCUUUUUUCUGUUAACUUGUAAUUAUUAUAGCGUUACUUUUUCUUGUCUUAGAAUUUUUAUCCAAAAACAUCCAAGAUGUUGAUGCCAAAAAAGAACCGCAGAGCUAUAUAUGAAUACUUAUUCAAAGAGGGUGUUAUGGUGGCCGAAAAGGACUUCCAUAAGCCCGUCCAUCCAGAUUUGGAAGGUAUCCCUAAUUUACAAGUCAUCAAAGCUAUGCAGAGUUUAAAAUCUAGAGAUUAUGUUAAGGAACAAUUUGCGUGGCGACAUUAUUAUUGGUAUUUGACCAAUGAAGGCAUACAAUAUCUAAGAGAUUACCUUCAUUUACCAACAGAGAUUGUUCCCGCUACAUUGAAGAGGCAAGCCAGACAAGAUCCUCGAGGCCCAAGAGCUGUACCAGGAGCUAGACCUGAGGGUGGUAGGUCUGGUGAAGAUAGAGCUACUUACAGACGUGCACCAGGUGCUCCUGGUACUGAUAAAAAAGCAGAAGUUGGAGCUGGUACUGCUGAAUUGGACUUUAGAGGACCAGGCGCAUUUGGUGGAUUUGGUCGUGGUCGGGCUCCACCUCAAUAAAUGUAAUUAUUUUUAAUAUUUACAAACAAAAAAAGAAUAAAAAUUUAUAUGUGAAUAUAAA